Symphalangus syndactylus (siamang) is the source of this 2011-nucleotide messenger RNA. RefSeq names its product BTG anti-proliferation factor 4 (gene BTG4). Gene Ontology annotation, cellular component: nucleus; cytoplasm. Lineage: Eukaryota; Metazoa; Chordata; Mammalia; Primates; Hylobatidae. The record is from RefSeq and is a predicted model, not a curated record.
GACGUGCGCCAACGUCAGGGGGCCGGGACAGGGGGGCGGGGGCGGGCCCGGGCCUGGAUUGGUCACCAUGGCGACCGAAGCACCGCCGACGUCGGCUGCUGGAGAGUGGGGGACGGCGCACUGGGAGGGGCGCAGGCCUGGCCGGCGCGCUCCUUCCGGGCUCAGACGCCUUCCCCUCGCCCCUCCGCCUCGGCGCUGCCAGGGGCGGGGUCGCCUCUCGGCCCGCUCCGUUCAUCGGCCUUCCAGGCGAAGGGCAAGAGCGAGCCCUGGCGGACCGUGCGGAGGGAUGCAGAGACCUGGAUGCGGCCUGCGAUCUCCUUCCCCGCCCUGGCGUUCUCCGCCCACCCGGGGUCCUUCCCGCCAAAACCUCUCACCUACAAGUACAGCGCGCCCUAAAUUUGGCACCGGCAAAGAACUGUGGCUGAGCAACGCGUUGCUCACAGGCUCCUUUCUUUGUGUCCUUUUCUCUUCUCGUUGCUAUAUAUAAUAAAACCCUCCACGUUUUGAUGUCUCCGAGGAGUCAUUCUGACAGCAGUGCAGUCGCUUAUAGACUCACAGAAUGUCAAUGUCAGCGCUGAAGAGAUCUUGGAGAUCACUUAAUCCAGAGAUUUGGAGCCUCUUGUGAGCUUCGGAGUCUGGAACCCCCUAAAACACAGGACGAAGAAGACCGCAAGGAAUAAAGGGAAUUGCCAAGGUCACACGCGAUGGUCGAGAUCUCAGAUGCACUGAGAAGAGACAUGGCUUAUCUCAUCAGAGCUUGCCCUGUUCUUGUCUCUCCAUGCUUUUCAACAGCCACCAACUGCCUUCUCAGCCCUGGGAAGUAGAUAAGAAAUUCAAGCACGUGAGCAAGACAUUCGAAAACACAGAGGCUGUCAAAACAGAGAUAGAGGUCUUACUAUGUAGCCCAGGCUGGUCUUGAAUUCCUGGCCUCAAGGGAUCCUCUUGUCUAGGUCUCCCAAAGCACUGGGAUUGUAGACCUCCUUAUCUAUUUUUCUUGAAUCAUGAGAGAUGAAAUUGCAACAACAGUUUUCUUUGUCACAAGACUGGUGAAAAAACAUGAUAAACUAAGUAAACAGCAAAUAGAAGACUUUGCAGAAAAGCUGAUGACGAUCUUGUUUGAAACCUACAGAAGUCACUGGCACUCUGAUUGCCCUUCUAAAGGGCAAGCCUUCAGGUGCAUCAGGAUAAACAACAAUCAGAAUAAAGAUCCCAUUCUAGAAAGGGCAUGUGUGGAAAGUAAUGUAGAUUUUUCUCACCUGGGUCUUCCGAAGGAGAUGACCAUAUGGGUAGAUCCCUUUGAAGUAUGCUGUAGGUAUGGUGAGAAAAACCAUCCAUUUACAGUUGCUUCUUUUAAAGGCAGAUGGGAGGAGUGGGAACUAUAUCAACAAAUCAGUUAUGCGGUUAGUAGAGCCUCGUCAGACGAUUCCUCUGGCACUUCCUGCGAUGAAGAAAGUUGUAGCAAGGAACCUCGUGUCAUUCCUAAAGUCAGCAAUCCGAAGAGUAUUUAUCAGGUUGAAAACUUGAAACAGCCCUUUCAAUCUUGGUUACAAAUCCCCCGCAAAAAGAAUGUGGUGGACGGCCGUGUUGGCCUCCUGGGAAACACUUACCAUGGCUCGCAGAAGCACCCUAAGUGUUACAGGCCUGCUAUGCACCGGGUGGACAGGUACCACUGGGUCAACACACACCGAUGACGCAGCGACUGGGCAUGUGGUGGGCGAGAGCUCAGAGGAGUGCCUUUAUUCUCUCUAAAAUAAAAAUGAAUUUAAGGUUGAGAGGCCCAUGAAACAAAAAAUGACCGUAUUAGGGACUAGGGUACACAAUGGUAAAUCCUCUCAUACAGAUCAUGACUGUUCUUAGCUCUACUUUUAAUUCUUAUUUAAUUUUACAUGAAGUUUUAUGUAACAUUAGUGAAUGUACCCAGUAAGGUAACAGAAUGAAGAUACUGACCUGUAAUAAGACUCAAUGAAUUAUGAAAAGUAAUGGUGUAAAUAAACGUACAGUGUUUUUAAUA